UCGAAUUUUAACUGUUACGUUUUAGAACGUUCGCAACGGAAUAAAUUCAACUGCCAUCUAGCGACUGACGGUAGAAUCACGGGACUUUGGAUUGUCCUUAUAAAUGAGGUGUCGAAAAUAUAAAUUUCUCGCAAUAGAUGACUACUAACAAUGGCAAAAGUUUGGAGUACCAAAUAUAUAAUGACUGUUUUUCUCUACCUAUGUUUAUGGGUUUCAUGUAUUUAUUCUACAAUUGUGUUCCACGAAAAACUGAUUGGAAAAGUUGGAGCUGGAAACUAUAGCUAUUACACAUUAUCUAGAGAAGGUAGCAUUACAAUUAUUCUAAAUACUCUUCAAGGAGAUAGUGACUUGUAUAUAUCAGAUCAUACAAAACAGCCCACAUUUGAAAUAGAAAACCAUAAUUUACAGUCAGUGACUUGUGGAUUAGAUAGAAUUGAUGUGCCAUUUGAAUUCAAGCGUCCAAUAAUUAUUGGAGUGUAUGGUCAUCCUUCUCAAGAUUUCAGCAUAUAUGAACUCGAAGUAAUUGUCGACGAUUCGCCAGAAGAGUACAAAGAUUACAGUACAGAAAAUUUAUCGUCAGGUUCUUCCCCUCCACCACCAGUGCCAUCACCAUCUAAGAGAUCACACGAGUCUGAUGAAAAUUCCACGCUCUGGUCUGUUUUUACCACUGUCUUACAAAUACUCUGGACUGUUUUUAUCACUGUCUUACAAAUUGUUUUGGAGGCCUUUACAAGUUGACUACUCCAUCAGAAAGCAAUUUUAUAUAUAAUGUUAUGUAAUAAAAAAUUAUAUAUAUAUACAUACACAUGCAUACACACAUACCUUUUUUGUAUAAAAAUUCUAUAAUUCUUAUGUGAAGGAAAGUUCUAAUGAUAAUUUCUUAAUUAAAAAAAAAACAAACACCAUUUAUUCAAGAAAUAUGAAUUUAUAUUAAAAUAUAUAUAUAUGAUUUGAUAAAAGGAAAGUUUUAUCAAAUUAGUUUGAAUAAGUUUUUUGAAGGAAAUUUAAAAAAGUUGCUUGUAAUGAGUUAUUAAACUGUUGGUUUUUUUUUUC
This is a messenger RNA of Centruroides sculpturatus (bark scorpion), 1053 nucleotides long. Its product is annotated as UPF0669 protein v1g209471-like. The transcript is spliced from 2 exons. The record is from RefSeq and is a predicted model, not a curated record. NCBI's taxonomy places the organism in Eukaryota, Metazoa, Arthropoda, Arachnida, Scorpiones, Buthidae. Bases 151 to 738 code for a protein of 195 amino acids.